This is a messenger RNA of Penaeus chinensis, 2857 nucleotides long. RefSeq names its product protein jim lovell-like. NCBI's taxonomy places the organism in Eukaryota, Metazoa, Arthropoda, Malacostraca, Decapoda, Penaeidae. Gene Ontology annotation, biological process: regulation of transcription by RNA polymerase II. Gene Ontology annotation, cellular component: nucleus. Gene Ontology annotation, molecular function: DNA-binding transcription factor activity; protein binding; RNA polymerase II cis-regulatory region sequence-specific DNA binding. The record is from RefSeq and is a predicted model, not a curated record. The transcript has 6 exons. Bases 339 to 1787 code for a protein of 482 amino acids.
CAGACGGCCAUAUUACUUGUCCUGUUGAUAUGUAUAAUCUCUAGGGUUGUGCACAUGCAAUUUUCAGUUAGUACACUGUUAAUCGGGGAAUCGAAAAAAAUCAAUAUAUUGGCCACCCUAAGUACAUGGCCACACACUCUUAAGAUUAUUCAUCCGUACUGGUUCAAAAACUCAUGUAUUGCUUUGGUUAUUUAUACAGUUUGGAUGUGCACUCAUUUGUUUUAGUGGUGCAUUCAGACUUGUAAGUGAGUCAACACUGUCACCAAUUGUAUGAAAACAAAUGCCAUAUUUCUUGACACUUUGGUUUAAGGGGACUCCUUUUCAGUAGUACUUCUGGAAUGGUAGUAAGAUCCAGGAUGGGAGAGGGGAUGUUAUCACUCUCUUGGAACAACCAUAGUUCUACUUUUUGCCACAUGUUGUCCUCUUUACGGGAAAAGGAAAGAUAUACAGAUGUUACUGUGACCUGUGAAGGGAAAUUCUACCCAGUACAUAAACUUGUUCUUUCAACAUGUAGUGACUAUUUCAUGAAAAUGUUUGAACGAACACCUUGCAAACACCCAAUUAUUGUGCUUAAAGAUAUUCAUUGUAAAGAAAUAGAAGCUCUCCUCAGUUAUAUGUAUGAUGGAGUUGUGAGUGUGGCACAGAAUGAUUUGUCACAGCUUAUAAAAGCAGCAGAACUAUUGCAAAUAAAAGGCUUAGCAGUACCUGAUGAACCUCCCUCCUCAAGCAGAAAAGCUCAGAAUGCAAGGAAUUCAGCAGAUGGUAGAAUAAGCCCAAAUCCCAAACGCCACAAACGAGAUCAAGGGGAGGUGCAAAAUAUAUUUCAAUCCUCCCCAAAAUCACCUUUCCAUCAAGAAAAAGACCAGACACAAGAUGCUUCACUGUCACCAAGACUACCAAAUAAGUCAGAACAAGCUGGAGACAAAGAUAAAACCAUGGCAAGUGAAGGACAAAAAUAUCAAGCGUGCCCAAGACAAGAACAGGUUGAGGAUGCAUAUCAUAACCAAGAGAUAAGCCUGCAUGAUAACCAGGGGGUGGAGCAACACCACAUUAUUAAGGAUUCUCCUAAUUCAGAUUCCGAGAUCAUGGUUGAUGAGACUUUGAUUAAGGAAGAAAUUUUGGAUAGUAGUAAUGAGAGUGAUAUCCCAGACCCAGCCCUUGACUACAAUAGUUUAGGUCCAGAUUUAGGGCCUGAUAGUGGAGGAGGCAUGGAGGAUAAUAUGAAUCUGGAUUUAGCAGCAUCUUUUGACCACUCAGAUGGACAUGCCUAUGAUUCUGAAGCAGGACCUUCAGGAUUGCAGGGGUGGUCAGUACUUAAUGAGUCUGGGCAAGGGUCAGCACAGGAUUAUUGUACUGAGAUGAACCAAGAUGUGUCUUUAGUAGGCCAGUACAGGCCUCUUCCGCAGGAGCAGCAACAACAGCAUGACCUGGUGGGGGUGCACUCUGGUGGUAAGAGCUUAAUUAAGAGAGGACUCGCAGGAGGUCAGACAAGAUCUUAUAAGAAACACCUGUGCUCCAUCUGUGGAUAUACAUCUAAUGAAACCACAAGCUUUAAAAGACAUUGGCGCACCCAUACUGGUGAAAAGCCAUUUCUCUGUCCACACUGCUCUGUUCGAACCACACGAAAAGCAUCACUCCUGUCUCAUAUGCUCAGUCAUACUGGAGAAAAACCAUAUUCUUGUCAUUAUUGUCCUUAUGAGUCAAGGCAAAAGGGCAAUUUAAGCAGGCACAUGAAGAGACACCAAGGGCAUCAUCAUCCAUUAGUAUCGAGCCUUAAUGAUAUCUAACCAAUAUGUGACUAGUCCAUUAUUUCCUUGUGUAUACAGUAUCUGUAAAUAAAGAUUUUAAAAUUUCCUACCCAAAUAACAAUUCUAGACCUUAUUGUCUUUUCCCCAAGGUCAGAAAUCCAUUAUUAUUUUGUUUAUGUAUGAUGCAAAACGAGUAGCCAGAAAAACAUUUUUUGUAAGGAAACUUUUUGCCUUCUGUAUAUUCACAUAUUUAGUAGUAGUGGCUGAGCAGUAAAGUAUGGUACGUGUGCUUUUCAUUGAUAUAGGAAGUUUGUGUUAAGUGUAUAUCUCCUGUGUGCAUUACAGGAGGUAAGCCGACAUUUUUCAAAGAUGGUGGGUUGCCAGACAGAACUUGAGUUCUCAGUUAUACCUUCUGGCAACUCAUCAUAUUGACUGUUGAACACACAUGUGAACAACAAAACCCUAGAACAAGUAUGGAAGGAAACAUGGCGAGAAAGCGAAAUUUGAGUUCAGUUUACCCAGGGGUAAGGCUAAAAAUACUGGUACUCUUUGGCUUUCAAACAUAUUGACUUUUCGCCGUGCACAAGUCAGUGGUCAAGAGACAGCUGAAAUAGGGUCGUCUCACCCGUGUCGAGACAGCGAAGGGUUGACAUGCCUGAAUGCAUCAUUAGAGUGCAAUGAACAUUUCACACCAUCUACGCUAUUUGGAAACUGACGAAGCAGAUCGAGUUACCUCCCAUUAUAUUUACACACACAUACUGUAAAAGGCUAUUUAGAUUGAACACCUUUAUACAUUGGGUUGCAGGAGUAGUAAUAGGGAACGAUGGCUUUGACUCUUACAAGCAACACAGACAUAGAACACACGAGACAAGUCUUGGGUAAGCGAGGAGUGCGGGAAGGUCACGGUCAGCCCUGCGGGGCGAAGUGACCGGAGCCCUCCCGCCCUGGAACCAAAGGCCAGAGCGACCUUGCCAGGAUGAGCACUGAGCACGAACUUUCUCUGACCGGGUCAUACUUGGCCAUAAAUACCCGGGGACUGCGCGUAGGGCCGCCACCGUCGGUCGGCUUGGUCAAGCACGCGCACACACACACACACACACACACACACA